Messenger RNA from Penicillium antarcticum, 1854 nucleotides. Its product is annotated as RNA-binding snoRNP assembly protein NAF1. The transcript has a single exon. Lineage: Eukaryota; Fungi; Ascomycota; Eurotiomycetes; Eurotiales; Aspergillaceae. Bases 1 to 1854 code for a protein of 617 amino acids. Gene Ontology annotation, cellular component: sno(s)RNA-containing ribonucleoprotein complex. Gene Ontology annotation, biological process: ribosome biogenesis; box H/ACA snoRNP assembly; pseudouridine synthesis. The record is from RefSeq and is a predicted model, not a curated record. Gene Ontology annotation, molecular function: RNA binding.
AUGAGUGGCCACCAAAACCCCCCAGUGGAGUCAGCAAGUGUCGGCGACGACCCUACCUCGAAGACGGCUAGCUUGGCCGAUGCGCCGCCUACCGCGAGCGCCCCAGACAACGGUAGCGAUUUCUACAACACACCUCUGACAGGCGGAACCCCGGUUCCGAUUGCUAGCAAAAUAGCCCCCGAGAGACAAGUGAAACAAGAGGAAUCUGAAUCAAAGACCCAGCAGAGCCUCCCCGGAUUGAAACUCGCCGAAAACCCCCACCUACACGAGCCUGCCACGAUGCUCACUAAGGAAGAGCCUACUGCCAACGUUGAAACCAACGUUGAAACUAUGGAGGUUGAACAAGUAGAGAAUGAUACCAAGGAGGAGGAAAUGAAAGAGGAAGAGCACCCAGAGUGGGAGGUCGACUCUUCCCCAUACGAGUCAUCUUCUGACAGCUCGGACUCCUCGGACUCCGACGAUAGCGACGACGAAGACUAUCCGAUUCUGAGUGCCGAAGAGCAGGCGCGCAUUCUCAUGCAAGCAGAGGCUGGCGAAGACGACGAUGUAGACAAGGGAAAGUCUGGCGCACAACUUCGAACCGCCAACGAGAUUGAGCAAGAGGUUCUGCCAAUUCCCGACGUUAAGAUUACACCUGAGACAAAGAUCGUGUUCCUUGGCAAGAUCCAGGCCGCCAUCGACAAUGCUGUCCUCAUUGAAGCCAACACAUCUGGAGAAUACCAAGUCCUCGAGUCGGGCUCCUUGCUCUGCUCCGCUGACCGCAAUGUUGUUGGUGUUGUGACGGAGACUCUAGGCAGAGUCGAGAACCCUAUGUACACCGUCAUGUACUCUACUGCAUCUGAAGUCCAGGAGAGAGGUUUGGUCAAGGGUAUGGAUGUCUAUUAUGUUGAAGAACAUUCUACUUUCAUUUUCACCCAGCCACUGAAGGGCAUGAAGGGAAGUGACGCCUCGAACUUCCACGAUGAGGAAGUAGGCGACGAAGAGAUCGAAUUCUCCGACGACGAAGCGGAGCUUGAAUACAAACGGAAGAUCAAACAGAAGCGCCAGGAGCGUAAGGAAGCCCGGGAUGGCCCUCGCGCAAAGAAGAAUGCACCAGGCCCCUCGAAAUUGAUCCAUACCGAGCUCAACUACGAUGAUGCCGGAGGCGAAGAUGGCUACACCCCCCUUGCACGCCCCACAAACCUCCACGAGAUGAUGGGUGCCCGCGAGGCCCCAGUCGAAGGCACCGAGCGCGGCGGUUUCCGCGGUGGACGAGGCCGUGGACGUGGUGGUGACCGUGGUCGUGGAGCCCGCGGCAGAGGUGGAGCCGGACGAGGAGGAAGGGAGUGGGAGGACCGUCGCCCUCACCAGCAGGGCGACUCAAACUACGAGUCCCAGGCUCAGUCUCAACCCCAGGCCCAGCCCGCGCCCCACGCCCAGGCCAUGUACCAGCAGCCCCAGCCUGGCUACGGGAUGUCUCAUAUGUCCCAUAUGCCCCAGAUGCCCCAGCCUUACGCCGCAUUCGCACAAUACGCCCAGCAGCAGCCCCAAUUCGGACAGGGUGGAGCACAUGCUCAGUUCCCAUUCCAAAUCCCCUUCCAGCAGGGUUAUCAGAUGCCUGGCAACUUCCAAGGUGCUCAUAUCAACCCUGCUUUCCUGGCUGCUUUGCAACAACAGCAGCAGUUCCAGCAACAGCAGCAAUUUCAACAACCUCAACAGCAGCACCAACAAUACCAGCAGCCCCAGCAGCAGCAGUAUCCCCAGCAACCAGCUCAAACCCCUGCCAUGAACUUUGAUCAGGUUAAAGCCCAGCUUGAUCUGCUGCGGAAUCUCAACAACGGGAACCAGGGUCACCAGGGUCCUCCUCCGUCCUGA